ACAAUUACUGCUGAAAAGCGGUUUGAUCGCCUGCUACAAUUCCCGUCUUUAGCAUAUGGUGCAGCAAUCUCAAAAAGAGCGGAGACAUAAAAUAUUCACAUAAGGAAGAAGCACAAUUUUACUAAGUCUUUAGUAUAAUCAAAAAAAGCUAUUUGCUGUUUGCCUUUCUAUGGUCACAAAAAUGGUUAAAUUCAAUAUUUUCAACGUGCUUUUUGUUUUCGUGUUUGCUCUUUCUAUCAUGAUUUCAAGUAAUCAAAAAGUUGAAAAUCAUCGAUUUGAAAUAACUCAAUUAAAGACGAAAACAGAGUAUAAAAAUUUCAUACAACAAAGCCUGACUACUGUUUUAUAUGUCCUAGUAAAUUCUGAUAAUAUCGAAGCUGACUUAAAUAUUCUAAACGAAAGAUUCUCCGAAGCUAUUCAAGAGCUAAAUAAUUUCAAAGCUGAUUUUGCAGUUUUAAUAUGUAAAGAAGCUAAAGUAGCACUUUGUUCAAAAAAAACUGAAAACUUCUUUCAAACCUUUGACGAUGGAAGCAAAUUGUUAGAGUUUAUGUCGGCCGAUAUCUUCGAUUAUAAUUCUCUUUUAGCCCAUACUUUACAGUUAGUUCUUCUAGAAAAAGUACCAAUUGUACAGAGUAGUGAAGAAUUAGAAAAGAUUCAAAAUUUUUCUCCGGAUAAAGAUUCUGUUCUUGUUUAUUUAAGUAAAAUUGGAACUUUCGAUCAUUUACUCUUUCUUAAAGCUGCUUAUGAAUUUAUUGAUAAACCAUUGAGAUUUAUUGCCACUACAACUCCCUCUGUUGUUUAUAAAUUGCAAGAUAGCGAUAGAUCGAGUACUCAAUUAUACUUUUUUCAAUGUAUACACAAAGAUUGCGUUGAAUCUAGAGUCUUCUUGAGCUUACAAUACUUGUCAAGCUUUUGCCAAAGAGUUUUGGAUGAUCAUGAAAUGAACUAUCUUGAUACUAAAGAUUCACUUCACGAAACAAUGACACCUUAUGAUCCAUCGAUGUACCAUAUUCUUCUUAUCUAUAGCUCAGAUGUUGGAGAACAAAAAGCCCAAAUAUCACAAUUGGGAAAGGCUCUAGAAGAACGAUUUUACGGCCAAGUUACACUCUACGUUCAUGAUAGCUCAAAGCGAACAGUAUACGACUUUGGUUUAGAAAUUGACGAUUCGAAUUUUCCUAAGCCUUGCCUUGUUUUUCCCGGAGAUGAUGUUGAAUACGAUAAAUUAUGCUUCAACGAUCAAUUCGACCACGACGAUGCAUUUCUAGAGUGUAUUGGUUUUAUUAAAGAAGUUUAUCUAAAAAUUCAUAAAUACGACGACCUUGAACAAAAACUUCAAAGGCGUCCCGAAACUGACGAAGAUAAAUUAGCUAAAGAGGUUGUGACUGAAGAUGAUCCAAUUAUGUUGGAAUUGAAAGAACUAGAGAAAACUGAUCCUAUUGAUAAAUCAAGUUUACUUGUUUUAACAAGGAAGACUUUCUACGAGCUGAAACAAGAAAGCGACUUUCUAGUAGUACUCUUCUUCUUAGAAGUUGAUGUAAGGAGUAAAGCAUCCCUCAGACACUAUUCAAAAGCUGCAAAACAGAUGAAAUAUCGAAAAUUAGCUAUAAUCGAUUGUUACGAUUGGACAUAUACGUGCAGAGAUGAGAAAAUUACGUCAUAUCCACAAAUAAGAAUAUAUAGAAAUCAAAAAGAAAUUCAAUAUAAAGGUUCAUUAACAGAAGAAGCCAUAUUACAAGCAGUUUAUAUGUAUGGCAUUAAAAGUCCUAUGCGUUUAACGACGAGAGAAGAAGUUGACGAGUUUGCAAUGGGACAACUACACAAAUUUUCACACAUAUGUGUUCUAGGAAUAUUCAAUAGCGAUAAUUCACCAUACGUUGAAGAGUAUAAAUCUUUGGCUAUUGAAUAUGAAAAGAAUAUAUUAUUUGCUUUUAUCAUUGAAAAUAACAAUGAGAUCUCUAAAGUAUUUAAUACUCAAAGUCCAGCCGUAAUCGUAUUUAAUAGGAAUGAUGGAUGGCGUAAAAGAAUGAUAAUUAACAGAUACGAUAUUGACGGUUCACUUAAGAAAUUUAUGAUUAAAAACUUUCGAGAUGCUGUACAGGAAAUUACGAUUACAAAUUUUCCGGUUUUAAGAUACGAAAAAAAACCUUUUUUGAUACUCUUUACAAGAAACGAAAAGGCUAAAUACGAUAAUGAGAAAUUUAAGGCACUUGGUGAUAUUUCAUUCUCCAAUAAAGUUGAUGAGAUAAUUAUUUCAUGGAUGGAUACAAAUCAGAAGUUAUCGCAAAAAAUACUAUCAGCCUAUCUAAAUGGUAGCAAAGAAGAGUUCGACCAAGAUAGCUCCUAUUUAUUCUACGUGGACUUUAAUAAACAAUUUGUUUAUAGAUAUACUAGCGCAGUAAAGGAGGAUCCAUUAAUUGAAUGGCUAGGCAAAGUCAGACAAGAGUUGAUUGAACCAUAUUAUACCAUGACUAACAAGACAUGGUUACCACUUCAUCCAGGAUUCGAUUAUCUUUCGAUGAUAUUUAAGGAGAAGCGACAAGAAUUAUCACAAACACUGGAGAGCAUAAACUCAAAAAAUCAAGAUAUCAAUUACGACGAAAUGCAACAAGAAGUUGCUCACCAAAAUAACUUGGAAGAAAUAUCUCACAAACAUACAGAGUUAUAA
Messenger RNA from Dimorphilus gyrociliatus, 2665 nucleotides. The record is from the annotation of a GenBank genome assembly. NCBI's taxonomy places the organism in Eukaryota, Metazoa, Annelida, Polychaeta, Dinophilidae.